Molecule: messenger RNA, 1559 nt
Organism: Gymnogyps californianus (California condor)
Lineage: Eukaryota; Metazoa; Chordata; Aves; Accipitriformes; Cathartidae
Gene: CABP1
Product: calcium binding protein 1
Exons: 6
Coding region: 1-1062 (353 amino acids)
Molecular function (GO): calcium ion binding
Source: RefSeq, a predicted model, not a curated record
AUGAGCGGCUCCUCCAUGGCGAAGAGCGAGUCCCGCACUUCGCUGCUGAAGGCGGCGGGGAGCCGGAGGGCGGCGGGCGCCCAGUCCCAGCCCCGCGGCAGCCGCGCCCGGGACGGCAGAGGACAAGGCGGGCAGGCGGGGAGGGAGCAGAGCCAGGAGCCGCUCCCCGGGGAGCCCAGUGCCCGCAGGCCGCUCUGCCACCCGGGCGCCCGGGAGGACGGAGCGAGGGGCGCGGGGAAGCUGUCACAUGGACGGGGGGAGAGCCAGCCGGAGCCGGCGGAAGGUGGUCCAAGGAGAGGCAGCGGCAAGGAACCGGUGCGGACAUUCAGGCACCACCACCACCUCCCGCCGCACGCCAGCCACGGUCACCCCCAGGACCAGCAUCAGCUCUCAGACAGGGAUGGGGAGGAGGCAGAGGAGGACUUUUUCUUCAGUCACAGGCAGAGGUCCAGCAGAGAGUCCCUAAAGCUCUCGGAAGGCGCUUCACCUCUGUCCAAAUCCAGCAGCAAGUACUCCACCAAGUCCAGCGGCAGCGAUCGGUCGGUGGAAGCGGACCCCCUCUUCCACCAGCUGCACCCCAUGCUCAGCUCGGUCUUUGGCCAGGAUAGAGAACUGCGUCCAGAAGAAAUUGAAGAAUUAAGAGAAGCCUUUAAGGAGUUUGAUAAAGACAAGGAUGGGUUUAUUAACUGCAGGGACCUGGGGAACUGCAUGCGAACCAUGGGCUACAUGCCUACUGAGAUGGAGCUAAUAGAGCUCUCCCAGCAGAUCAACAUGAACCUGGGUGGCCAUGUGGAUUUUGAAGAUUUUGUUGAGCUGAUGGGACCAAAGCUGCUAGCAGAAACUGCAGACAUGAUUGGUGUAAAAGAGCUCCGCGAUGCCUUCAGAGAGUUUGACACCAAUGGUGAUGGGGAGAUCAGCACCAGUGAGCUGCGAGAAGCCAUGAAGAAGCUUCUAGGGCAGCAGGUGGGCCAUCGGGAUAUUGAAGAGAUCAUCCGGGACGUGGAUCUGAAUGGAGAUGGGCGUGUUGAUUUUGAAGAGUUUGUUCGCAUGAUGUCCCGUUGAAGAUUAUUCUCAGCUAAAGAAGAAUCAGCACCUUAGAGAGGGCAGAAGAGGACCUAGAUGGAGCAUCUAGCCCCGAUGUUCCCACAUGAAGGUUUAUCGGCUGGCUGCAAUUGGGACAUUGCAAGAUGACCUGCUGCUCCUCCCUCAUGGUGGUCCCCAUGCCCCUCCACCCUUUCACACUGUGAAAGACUUGCAACUUCCUACAACUGGAACCAUUCUUUGGAGAUGAUUGCAGGAAACUGCAGAGCCAGGACUUGCCAUGAUGCUUUCAUGGGAUAUUUGCAACUUUAGACUCCUCCUCCCCAGCUUUAUUCUCCCACCAGCGGCUGCAAAGCAAGAGCAGGAGAAAUCCUCCUGGCUUGGUGGAUGAGAGCAAAGCCAUUGGGACUGGUGGCAGCCUCAGGGCGUGCUCUGCACUUCUUGGUUUUCCUUGGUGAACCGUGUCUGUGUUUGCUGUCUGUGUGUGUGUGUCUAUCUGUGUGGAGUUAUUUAUGCUU